Macaca mulatta (Rhesus monkey) is the source of this 2741-nucleotide messenger RNA. NCBI's taxonomy places the organism in Eukaryota, Metazoa, Chordata, Mammalia, Primates, Cercopithecidae. The record is from RefSeq and is a predicted model, not a curated record.
GGCAAACGGGCCUCUGGGUCUCUCGCUGCCGGUCGGCUGGCGACCCCCCAGCGGAGGGACCGGGCUGAACCCGCGGACCCCUCCGAGUGUCUCCCGGGACCCAGCCGUUGGGACCCCAUUUCCCCCGGGUCCGGUAUUUGGGGUGGUCUCUGUCUGCCCCGGUUCAUCUCCACCGUCUCACCUCCACCCCAUCUUGGGACGUGAAACUUUUUGAAAGUAUAAAGCGAACUUACUGUAGGACCAACUUGCUUCCAGAUUGCCUACAGCUGGGGAGACAAUACCAACACGAAGACUGCAGAUAACCCAUGAUGAAGUGCUAAGUUGUUUGCUAUGGUAGUAGCUGGAAUUCAGAGGGGAGAGACUUAUGGCUACCAGAUCCAAGAUAGGUUCUGUGAACAAGCUCUCACGUGUGAAUAUGUGUCUAGUGCAUCCUUAACUUAAGGACUUCACCAGUUCGAAGUUACAGUUUUCACCAUCAACUACCUUAUCCUUUCUGUUCUGGUUUUCUUCCUCAAACAGUGGAAGGAUUUUUAAAGUUGCUUUUGUUGCAGAGUUAAACAAAUGGCUGAUAGUGACUUAUAUAAAAAAUCCAUAGAAUGCCCUUACUGUUCAUCUGCUUCUCAGAAAGAUGUACUUUGUGUGUGUUCCAGCAAAACAAGGGUUCCUCCAGUUUUAGUGGUGGAAAUGUCACAGACGUCAAGCAUUGGUAGUGCAGAGUCUUUAAUUUCACUGGAGAGAAAAAAAGAAAAAAGUAUCAACAGAGACAUAACCUCUGGAAAAGAUUUGCCCUCAAGAACCUCAAAUAUAGAGAGAAAAGCAUCUCAACAACAGUGGAGUCGGGGCAACUUUAUAGAAGGGAAAGUUCCUCACAUAAGGAUUGAGAAUGGAGCUGCUAUUGAGGAAAUCUAUACCUUUGGAAGAAUAUUGGGAAAAGGGAGCUUUGGAAUGGUCAUUGAAGCGACAGACAAGGAAACAGAAACGAAGUGGGCAAUUAAAAAAGUGAACAAAGAAAAGGCUGGAAGCUCUGCUGUGAAGUUACUUGAACGAGAGGUGAACAUUCUGAAAAGUGUAAAACAUGAACACAUCAUACAUCUGGAACAAGUAUUUGAAACGCCAAAGAAAAUGUACCUUGUGAUGGAACUUUGUGAGGAUGGAGAACUCAAAGAAAUUCUGGAUAGGAAAGGGCAUUUCUCAGAGAAUGAGACAAGGUGGAUCAUUCAAAGUCUCGCAUCAGCUAUAGCAUAUCUUCAUAAUAAUGAUAUUGUACAUAGAGAUCUGAAACUGGAAAAUAUAAUGGUUAAAAGCAGCCUUACUGAUGAUAACAAUGAAAUAAACUUAAACAUAAAGGUGACUGAUUUUGGCUUAGCGGUGAAGAAGCAAAGUAGGAGUGAAGCCAUGCUGCAGGCCACAUGUGGGACUCCUAUCUAUAUGGCCCCUGAAGUUAUCAAUGCCCACGACUAUAGCCAGCAGUGUGACAUUUGGAGCAUAGGUGUCAUAAUGUACAUGUUAUUUUGUGGAGAACCACCCUUUUUGGCAAGCUCAGAAGAGAAGCUUUUUGAAUUAAUAAGAAAAGGAGAACUACAUUUUGAAAAUCCAGUCUGGAAUUCCAUAAGUGAUUGUGCUAAAAGUGUUUUGAAACAACUUAUGAAAGUAGAUCCUGCUCACAGAAUCACAGCUAAGGAACUACUAGAUAACCAGUGGUUAACAGGCAAUAAACUUUCUUCCGUGAGACCAACCAAUGUAUUAGAGAUGAUGAAAGAAUGGAAAAAUAACCCAGAAAGUGAUGAGGAAAACACAACAGAAGAGAAGAGUAAUCCGUCCACUGAAGAAAAGUUGAAAAGUUACCAACUCUGGGGAAAUGUCCGUGAUGCCAAUUACACUUCAGAUGACGAGGAGGAAAAACAGUCUACUGCUUAUGAAAAGCAAUUUCCUGCGACCAGUAAGGACAACUACGAGACAUGCAGUUCAAGUUUCACAUCUAACAAACUCCUUCCAGCUGAAAUCAAGGGAGAAAUGGAGAAAACCCCUGUGACUCCAAGCCAAGGAACAGCAACCAAGUAUCCUGCUAAAUCCAGGGCCCUGUCCAGAACCAAAAAGAAACUCUAAGGUUCCCUCCAGUACUGGACGGUACAAAAACAAAGCUGCUGUUGUUAGCACUUUGAUGAGGGGGUAGGAGGGGAAGAGGACAGCCCUAUGCUGAGCUUGUAGCCUUUUAGCUCCGCAGAGCCCCGCCAUGUGUUUGUACCAGCUUAAAAUUGAAGCUACUUACCUCCAAAGCAGCAUAAGCUGCACGUGGCAUUAAAGGACAGCCACCAGUACGCUUGGCUGUGGGCUGCAGGGAAAAUCAACUCAAGAUGUACACGAAAGUUUUUUAGGGGGGCAGAUACCCGCAAUUCAAGGCCGUGGGCACACUUGCUCAUUUUUACUUCAAAUUCUUAUGUUUAGGUACAGCUAUUUAUAGGGGAAAACAAGAGGCCAAAUAUGGUAAUGGAGAUUCCAAAUGAUACAUGCACUUUGUACUAGAAGACUUUGUUAGAAAAUUACUAAUAAACUUGCCAUAGGUAUUACAGCAGAAGUGCUUCAUUCACAUGUGUUUGUGAGAUUUUAGGUUGCUAUAGAUUGUUUAAGACAACUUAUUUUAAACGUAGAAAGAUAGGAGAUUUUGUAACUGCUUGCCAUUAACUUGCUGCUAAAUUCUCAAUGUAUUGAUUAAAUCAAUAAAAAACAGAUGUUACUCAGCA